Messenger RNA from Caenorhabditis angaria, 4507 nucleotides. The record is from the annotation of a GenBank genome assembly. Lineage: Eukaryota; Metazoa; Nematoda; Chromadorea; Rhabditida; Rhabditidae.
AUGGAUGGAUUUGGUAUAAGAUCGACCACUGCGACAAUUCAUCGCAGCUCACUCUUAGGUAGGAUAAUAUCUCAAAAUUCAAAUUUCCCAACCAACCACAAGGUCACGCAUGAAAAUGCGCUCCAACGAACAAUUUUAUUUUUUUUUUCAUUUUUCACAAUUUUCAAUUGCUAGAAACUAAUAUAGAUACUCCGCCUGAGAAUGGAAGUUUGUGAGAUUCUCAGGCUUCCCGAGAUUACAAUUUGUGAGGGAAAACCCAGGGUUUCCUUUAAAAACCACGCGGGGGUUCGCGGGAAGUACUGUAGGGUUUGCGCGUAGUGUUUGUUGUUUGCGGAAUUUUUUCAAGUCGUAUUUUUUUCUCUGAAGGAAGGGAUUUUAUGUUUCUCUGGAUUCUAAGCUUAAAUUUUGAAUUGCAAAAUUCAAAUAUCACAAUCAGCCUCAUGCAUGAAAAUGCGCUCCAACGAACAAUUUUAUUUUUUUUUUCAAAAAUAUUUUCAAAUUCCCGAACGUUCAUAUUUCUCUGCAUACCAGGCCCAGGGUGAGGCAUAUGCACGGCGCCAAUAAAAGUUUACGGAAAUUCACCCUGCCAAUUUGAGAUUUUCUUGAAAAACAGCAAAUUUUUGCUUGUUUUUCCGUUAAAAAGUGGUAUUUUUUAGUCGAAAAGGUUGUUUCCACCUAGCCAAAAAUUUUCAAAACCCACACCGCCAAUUUUCAAAGUUAAUUUGCACGAAGCUGGGCGUGGUACGUUUCUCUGGAUUCUGAAUCGCAAAAUUCAAAUUUUUCAAUCUUCCUCACGCAUGAAAAUGCGCUUCAGCGAACUUUCUUUUUUUUUCUAUUUGCACCUCCUCCCAGACUAAUAUUUAGAUACUUAAUUUUCCAUGAACACUUUGUGCAAAAUCCAUAAAAUGUGGUUGGAAGAAAAAGAAGAGUAAUAAAAUAUGUCGAAACUAUACAACUUUUUCUUCACUUCUUUUUGUGCUUCAGCUUCAGCAAUUCAAAAAUAAAUUUGUGUUGGAGAUGUGUCGAGAUAAUAUUGUGAACGACGCGCGAGGAAGAAGGAGGUGGUACCUCCCCAAAUUUAGGGGGGCCCAAUCAAAGGACAAGCAAAAAGAAAGCAAAGAAAGGGAAAGAAGGAAAAAGUAGCCGGUUAGACAACCAGACAACGUCGCCUUCUCUGCGUCUCUCACCUUGAUUAUCGGACCUUGGGUUUCGGGUGACUCCUUCUUGUUAUUUUUAUUUCAUUUUAUUGUUGUUGUUGUAUGGCGCGUGUGGUUUUCCAUCAUUUUUUCUUCAAAAUUUCAUUUUAUUUUUCAUUUAGAUACUUGUUGAACGCAAAUAUUUAUUUUCGUUUUGAAACAUUUUUUUUGGAGGGAAAACGGCCAGGUGAAUGACACAUUUUUAUAAAUCGUUUUUGACUUCAAGGUUACUCUCAUGCCCUCCUCAAACUAUUCAACUUAAUUAUCCAAUUAAGAUUGGGAGAGGCUUGUUUUUGGACGCGGGAGCCAAAUAUGCAACCCUGGCACACAUUUUUCCAGUGAAAAAUGUGUUUUUUACACGGUGAUUCCUCAUUGUCAAAUUAAAUUCUAGAUUUCCGGCGAAACCGACCUUUUUUCCACAUUCCCCCUUGAAAUUGGGAUAGUUUCUAAUUCAGGACCAUUUUACUGCACCCAAAAUAUUUUUUUUGUCGAAAAAUCGGUCGAUUUUCUCCGUUUCGUUAGUCAUUUUCGCACGGCAACUCGAAAAAUCACAAAUUUUCGUGAAAAUCCUCUAUUUCACUAAAAAUUGACAAAUCUCUAGGCUGAAAAUCAGUAAUUUUUCUCAAUUUUUGCAUAGGAAACCGGGGUUUCAGUCGAAAAAUCGCAAAAAUCGCACAAUUUUCAACCUAAAACUUGAAUCAUCCUAAUUUUAAGCCUAAAAACAUGACCAGGGGCCGUAUUCAUGAAAGUGGUGUAUCAAAAAUUAAUGAAGGAAAAAUUUGGCGUACCCAAAAAUUUUGUUCAUUAAUUUUUGGUAUACUACUUUCAGAAAUUCGCCCCCUGGUUCCUUUUGAUCCGAUUCCUAUCGAAAAUGUCACCCUGGCCCGAUUCAGAGCCCUCAAAAACCUACCCGAUUUAUAGUUGGACAUCGACUUAAUGACAUUUUCAGGUUUUUCAAGGAAUUCAGUUGAAAUAAUGGGUUCUACAUAAUGUUAUUCAUAUGAUAGAAUGGUCUAAGACGAACAGAAUGAUAUAAAUUUUGAUGACUUUACCUUAUCCAUAAGUGAUUUAGCGACGUUUAGUCGAUAUUUAGUCUAAACAUCGCUAAAUCACUUAUGGAUAAGGUAAACUCUUAAAAUUUGUAUCAUUCUGUUCGUCUUAGACCAUUCUAUCAUAUGAAUAACAUUAAAACCAAAUAUUUCAACUCACUUUCUUAAAAAACAUGAAAAUGUCAUUUAGUCGAUGUCCAACUAUACCCUGGUCCGAUUCAGAGCCCUUAAAAUCCUGUCCGAUUCAAUAAAUAACAUUUUUUUGUCCGACAAAUUAGCCGUUCUUCUCAAAAACCGAGAUAUUUUUUGUUGUAAUAAUAAAACAGAAAAUCCUUUCUUCUGCUGCUUGUUCCUUCCUUACUCAUUUCAUUUUUUGCUUACGCUCUCGCCAGGUGCAAUUCCGAACUUUUGUUAAUCCGACCCCCCCCCUUCUUCUAUUCUUUUAUCGUCUUUUUGAAUCUCGCAUUGCGAAACGAAACAAAAAAGAAAGAAAAAAGCAAGAAAUUUAAAAUGUAUGCUCAUUUUUUCUUCUUUCAGCUCUCUUCUCGUUGGUUUUUUCGGUCAGUCCAGUUUCGGUUCAACCGAAAAUGAUCGAUUUGGACACGGUGCCAGAUGAGAUUCGAGAAAAAUUGGCUGAAUUAGAAUUGGAAUUGAGUGAAGGAGAUAUUACGAAGAAGGGAUAUGACAAGAAAAGAGGAGCACUUCUAGCCGCAUUUCAGAAGUCGAAUGCUCAAUUACAAGGAUCGCAGGCGAUUGAGAAUGAGCAGAAGUCGAAGGAGGUAUCGUCGCCGAAUUCGCGAACACAUCGAAGACAGCAGAGAAGAGUGACGAGAGAUGAGGAUAGAUAUCAUUCUGGUGAGAGGAUUUUUUGUGGGUUGGAAAACUACUUUGAAAAAGGAUUUUAUGACGAAAUUUAUCUGAAGGAUUGAUUAAAUUACGUAUCAAUUAAAAUAUAAAUUUGAAGAUUUAUUGAAAUUUUGAAACGUAGAUUUUUUGGGGAAAAACAUGGAAUUUGACAGAACUAAAUUUAACAUAUUUUUGAUCGCUAAACAACCAAAAAUCUGUGAAAUUUCGAAAUUUUGAAACGUAAAAUGUUCAGUAGGUCUUCAAAAAAUUCACAUAACCUAGGUUUAUAAUGAGAAGAUGUGAAAAGUUCGGAUUUAAAAAAUUGCAACCAAAAAUUUUAAACAACUUAAUACCCAAAUGUAAUCGUGCUUAAAAGUUGUUGUAAGACCCGCCCAUUGAAAUUUUGCAAUUUAAAUGUUGUUUUCAAGGGUCUCGCAACGAUUUUGCGUUUUUUUCCAAAUUAAAUUCAAAAAAUAUCACAAAUUUCAUCAUAAAUUUGAUUUUCGAGAAAAAUUUGGAUGGUUUUGCGCCGAAAUUUCUUGAGACCCUUUGCUUGAAAACAUCCAUGUUCCUUGAAAUUUAAAAAUCUUUGAAAUUUGGGUCUCACAGCGAUUUUUCGCAAAUAAAACACAGCAAAUUUUUCACUACGCAUUUUCUCAUUGCACAAUUUCACGUGUCGCUACAGUAUUUUCGCAAAAAAAUUUCUUUUUUUGUGUUUUUUUUCACAAAAAAUGUGUUUUUGAAGCCGAAACCGAAGGAAACAUGCUCAAACUACAUUUUUAGAAGUAGUUGAUAAUUUUUCAAGUAGUAAUAGUUUUUUGAAUCAAAAGUUUAUUGUCUUUCCUGGGAAAAUCGAGAAAAAUAUGGAGAAACGUCAUUUUGAGCGGAAUUAGAAGAUUUAUAAGCAAUUUUCUGUCUUCCGGACCUCCCUCAACCCUUCUUUGCUCAAUUCUGAUAGUGAAAAAUCAACUUUUCCCUGAAAUUCGGGUUCAAAUCCUCAAAAAACGAGUAAAAACAGGAUUUUAUUAGGCUCCGCCCAGAUGUGUGUGCCGCGUGAAAAACACAUUCUGCAAUGAUUUUUUUAUUUGAGGUCACGUAGAAAAAAAUUUGCUGUGUAAAAUAGGAAUUUUUCGAAAUUUCACAAGAUUCAUGAAUCUUGUGAAAUUUCAAAAAAGCUCGCGUGGCCACCUCAUUUUCCACGUCAUUUUUGUCAAAAUUUCCCCCAUUUUCCACGUCAUUUCUCAAUUUCUAGAAAUCCGAGUCGAAGCAGUCCAUCAAGCGCUGGCCGAAUAUUCCGAUGGUCGAAAACUCGGCCCUCAAGCUCUCAAACCACAUCGACGAAACAACACGUCGGUUUCAAGAAAUGGAUCUUCUAAGCGCAAAUCUUCCAGCAACAAAAAAAGGAUAUUCAGGUAA